UGGUCCCCGCUGCGGCGGGUUAGUGCACGGGAAAGCCCGGGCGGCGGUGGCGGAGGGGCACAACGUGACCUGACAACAAGGAACCUCCGGGAAAACCGUCAAUCCGAAACUAUGCGCCGAGGAGAGAGAGCGAGAGCUCAACCGAGGGGGUAGGAGGAACGUGGGUGCGAAUCAACCUCGGCGAGUGAGUGGAAAAUUGCGGGCGUUGUGGCCGUCGCGAACCCCCUGCUGGCUCCGGAGGACACCCCGUGGCUGGGAGGCGGAGACGGGACCCCCGGUGACGUCAGAGGGCCUGUCUGUUUCCUGCAAUAGAAAGUGAGGGAGAAGGUGAAGGCAGAAAUCCGGAGCCGAAGCCCCUCUUUCGUCGCUCUAAAGAUGUAUGCAGACGCUGCCACCGCCGCCACAGCUCUCAACUCCUCUAAGGGUCCGGCAGUAGCGCCCACUUUUCCCAAGAUGCACUUGUGAACUGAGGAGGAAAGAUGCCGCGCACCAAACAGAACAACCCGAAAAAUCUCAAAGAUAAAAUUGAAGAGGCCCAGAAAGAGCUUAAAGACCCCACAAGCUCAACGAAAAGUAUAUCUGAAAGCAGUCGACGAAUUGAAGAUAACAUCAAAGGCUUGAAGAGGAAAAAGGUUGUUGCAGAGAACAAGCAAAAGAAGAUUCCUAAAUCUCCAGUGAAGAAACCACUGCAGUUGAAAACUGAUGAAACUGCUCAAGGAGGAAACCCCAAGGAGAAUACACCUUCCUUCCCUACUUCCAACAGUCCUUCCCAGAAUCCUUCAACAACGCUGAGUGAGAGUAAAGAGUCACAGGAUGCUCAAGCUGUUGAACAAUCCCCUGACAGAAGGGAAUGUGUCAAUGACCAUGAAAAAGUAAAGCAAGAGGAAAACCAGUCAACACCACCAUCACGCAGACCAAAUGAUAAUGGUGAAGAGGAUUCUCUGAAAGUGUCACAACCCAAAGACAGUAACACCCAAGACUGCCGCAUUGAUAAAGAUCCUUACCACACCAGUGCGCCACUUGAUGUCCUACUGAAAGCAAUGGAACCAGACAUGCUUACACUCUCUGAGAGGAAGAAGUCCUUCCCAGUUAGAGCCCCUAUAAAACCAAGUUCCACCCUUCAACCUCAAGGCCCUGGUGAAUUACCAAAGAUGCCAGCUGUUAAUUUUGGUAUCCACACUCAGUCUUCUCCUAUGCAGACCUAUUACAUCGACAAACAGGGUAAUGUCAUUGGCAUUGCUGCGCCAUUACAGGAUAGUGUGCCGGCAUCGUCACAGGGUGACCACAUGCAGUCGUUAUCAUUUGCAAAUCAACAUUUUAUUCCUGUUGUAUCUAAUGCGGAAAAGCCAAGUCUUCACAUGAGUUUUAAUACCAGACUGUCUACUAUAUCUCAUGCACCUGCUCCCUCCGGCUCAAAUGCAUUGCCAAAAAGCCAACCCCCAGUUGUGCAAACCUGCCAAUCGCUUUCAGCAAGUGUGCCCAACACCAUACAGGUCCCAGUUACACCUGGAAACAACCAUAUUCAGAUGACAACUGUAAUGAACUUUGGCUCUGAGCAGGUUUCCAAGGACCAAAAGUCAAAGAAACCAGGAAAAUAUGUUUGUGAAUACUGCAACCGGGCAUGUGCGAAACCCAGUGUGCUACUCAAACAUAUCAGAUCUCACACAGGAGAAAGACCAUACCCCUGUGUGACUUGUGGUUUCUCUUUCAAAACCAAGAGCAACUUGUACAAACACAAGAAAUCACAUGCUCAUGCUAUAAAACUUGAUCUCAUUGCACGCUCUGAAUCGGGAGGUGGACUGCUAUCCCAAGAAUCUGACAAAACCCUUGGACCACAUUCUGAGGUGGAGGAGAGCGGAGACAGUGAUGAUGACAGAAGUACGGUCGAUCUGGAUCCAGAAUCAUCACAAAGCAGUGCAGCAGCUUUGUCAGAAAAUAGCAUACAGGGUGCUGGUACAACCCAAUCAAACUUUGCAGAAGUGGACUCAACAGCUGUGUUCGAAUCAAUGAAACCAGCUCUCGCUCAAAGAGGUCAUGAGCCAAAAGUGGCAGCUGUGCUGCCAAAAGUUGUUGUAUAUCCAGUUAAUGUUUCGCCUCUGAGGGCAGAUAGCCCACGAGUCACCGGUGCAGCACCUGAACAAACUGCUUCGCAACGCCAACGAGAGUUUGCACCUGUUAAUCUGAGAUCAAACAUCACAGUCCUGUCAUCUCUCAAAGAGGUCGUUGGUACAAGUCCUUCACUGGAUACCGUGAGUGAAGAUGAGGACCAACAAUGCAAGUCUCCACUUCUAAGUGGACAUGCUCAGCUUCAGAGGCAACAAGCAACAGACUUUUCUCAACAGCAACAAGCUAAGUGUCUACUGAGUCCCCGUAGUUUAGGAAGUACAGAUUCCGGCUACUUCUCUCGCUCUGAAAGUGCUGACCAGGCAAUGAGUCCACCUAGUCCAUUUGUGAAGAUAACGGCUCCAGUUGACAUUGACCUAUCCAAAAAGGACGUGCCCAACGUCUCUCCUGUUGUUUCUUCUGUAAUGCAUGUAGCAGUAGAGCAGAGGUCUCAAGCAACUGAGGGACAAAUGCGCCCCCCAUUAGAAACAAAAGCCCUUUCUCUGGGAGAAAGAAUUUCAAAGCUGAUAUCUGACAACGAGGCAGUGGUAGACAACAAGCAGUUGGACAGUGUUAAACCAAGGAGAACAUCUUUGUCAAGAAGAGGUAGCAUAGACUCUCCAAAAUCCUAUAUAUUUAAAGAUUCCUUUCAGUUUGACCUUAAACCCAUCGGAAGAAGGUCAAGUUCAAGCUCAGACAUCCCCAAGUCCCCAUUCACACCCACUGAUAAAACAAAGCCGUUUUUUCUUCUUUCUGUACCUUCUCAAUACGCCCCAAUGGAUUGUUUGCCGAUCACAAGAAGUAACUCAAUGCCUACUACCCCAGGACACUCUGCUUUUCCACUUAAUGUUGCCCAUCUGCCCCACUCUUUGAGAAUUUGUCAUUCAUUUGAUGAGAAAACUUCAAAUAAUGAUGAUGUAUUUUCAUCCGCACCGUCAACCCCAAAUCCAGCAAUACAUUCUCGGACCUUGGUCAGACAAGUUGCAGUGGAAGAUUUUUCCACCGGUGAGGGGCACCGACUUCCAACUGUCCGCUCUAUGGAUGAUGGAUAUCAUGGUGCAAAUAAUAGCACAGAACUCAUGCAAAGAAGUCGAUCUUUUGAGCACAGCCAGGAAAGACAAAGAAAACUUCAAAAUAAAGGCACGAUGUAUGAGUGUGAAACUUGUCGAAACCGGUACAGAAAGUUGGAGAACUUUGAAACUCACAAGAAAUUUUACUGCUCAGAACUUCAUGGGCCUAAACACAAGCCUGUUGUUGUUCGAGAAAGUGAUCAAGAUGUCUUUCAUGUCAACGUGCAACCAAAUCUAGUUUCUAGAUCAACAAGUGGCCCAGGCUUAAUUGACCAACAGAUAUCAUUCAGAAAGAGAAGGAAAAUGAAAAGUGUGGGAGAUGAGGAUGAUCAAUCACCAACUGACACUAAUCCACCUUGUUCAGUUAGUUUUGAUUCAUGUCAAUUAUUGACAACGGUUGGAAAUAAAACUUUCCCCCAUCAUACUGUAAUGGUCGACAAACCAACCAUAAACAAUCUGCCAAAACUACCUCAAAUUCAACCCGUAGCACGUGGUACUAAUGCUUCUGAUUCAAGACUUUCACCGAUACGAGAGACUCAGAUCAGCACGUCCAUUAAAGGAGAAAUCCAGAGGCAAUGCAGCGGUACUUCAGUUAUCAGACACACAAACUCUCUUAGCAGACCUAGUUCAUUUGAGACUGAAUCUACAGAUAGGAGUUCUCCUUUAGAUAGUAGGGAAAAAGCCCUCCCAAAACCCAAUCCAGAUGUAACAGCAGAUGACACCUACCAUGAAAAGUUAUCUAACAAGACUAUGGAAGAUGAUUAUAGGAAUCAAAGAAUGGAGCAAUGCACUGAUGGUACAGUGGGAGCUACUGGAGAAACCGCUGGUCCUGUUCAACAGUGUCGUCUAGUUCGUCAAAAUAACAUCCAGGUUCCUGAGAUUUUGGUCACUGAAGAGCCUGACAGGGAACACGAAAUACAGCCUUCUGAGCAGUCAGAAAAGCCUGCGGAUCAGUUUAGCUGGCCACAAAGAAGUGAAAGCUUGUCAAAGCUACCAGCAGAAAAACUUCCACCAAAAAAGAAAAGGAUUCGUCUUGCUCAAAUGGACCACUCCUCGGGGGAAUCGAGCUUUGAAUCGAGUCUCUCACGAAGCCUGAGCAGAGACAGCACUCUCUCACACUGUUCCAGCAUUUCAGCCUCUUUUGACAGAGAAGAACCAUCAAGAUCAGAAAGUCCUUUAGGAGGUGAGUGUGCCAGCAGAAUUCCAGAGCAGCAAGGUCAGCCCAAAGUCUUCAGCACACUUGGCGUACCAGGAGUGAUGAGGCGUGCUGCAUCCGAACAGAUCACUUGUACUCAACCCUCAGUGGAAAUUUCAUGCGACUACCGUAGCAAGUCUUUUGACUGUGGCAGUGUAUCUCCCAGAAGAGGUCAAUCACCCGUUGGCCAUCCUAAAACUGGAACCAUCACCCAAGCGGCACAGGUUCCACUUAUUGAAAGGAGGCGGGGGCCAUUAGUUCGCCAAAUGUCUCUGAAAAUAUGCCCAGAUAAUCCCCAGCCUGUUCGGAAAGGUGUCAUAAAUCUCGACAAAGCUCAAGUUACAAAUGUAGACCAAAACAGGUGCCAAAUUCAAAUUGUCAACAGAUUUCCACUGUCCCAGCCUUUCAUCAUCCAAUCUGGAGGAUUACCCAUGCAAAAAAACGAGCAAAUAGUCCAAAGUAUACAUUUGGGGAGCACAACACAGCAGCCUCAAGUCUACGGCCUUCCCCACCCUUGGCAUCAAAUAUCCAGAGUUCAAGUAUGUGAAAAGAUACAGCAGCCUGUGAGCCAGAUCUUAGUAGGAAGCAAGAUUGCCUUAAACAAGCCACCUGAUGUGAAAGACAGUAAAUGCCUCGUGCCCAAAUACCAAUUGCAAUGUCCUACUCAAAGACCAAGUCACACACUUUCGUUCUCUGGCACACAGGAAUCUCGGAUAGCUUUACCAGUCUUACCGAUGUCUGUUGCCAAUCCCAUUUUGAGUGUUUCCAAAUCAUCAGAUGUGCUCCAAAAUGUUUAUACUCCCCACCCUAGUCAGCAUUCGGAUGUCAAGAAAAAAUCUAUCGUUUUGGCUGUUGAACACCAAAGAAAUGCUAACACUCAGACCCAGCCAGGUGGUAUUCCAUUGCCACAGAUCCUCAUAACGCAUGAGCAGAUCCACACAACUCCCCCCUUCUCCACCAAAAAUACCCUUCCAGCCACUCACAUUCUAGACGCUGAAAGCCACACUUCACCAAAUGUAAAAAAGGAUUGGGCUCAAACUGUUACUCUUCAUAACAACACCGGGGAAAGAGUGUCGUCUCUGGGGUCGUUACAUUGCACACAGAAACUGGCGUCUGUAACUCUUUCCCCGCAACAAGAGCCCAUCGCUUCAAGUAAAAGAAUGUUAUCACCCGCCAACAGUUUGGAUAUCUACAUGGAAAAGCAUCAAAAACGUGCUAAGGACGAGAACGGUGUGGCCUGCCUGACCGAUGGCAGGUCAGUGAAUUAUCUUAAUUCCACCUUGUCAGAAGUGACCAGACAGCGGAAACUAACACUCGUUAGGCAGGUGUGUACAACUGAACCAGCAGACAGUCCAAUCGAGACAGAGGCCCCCCAUUUGCCUCAUGUCAAAACUGAUACGAAGGAUCUUGACGAUGUUAAGCCAAUGUCACCUGAUGGUACUGGUCUGGAAAAAGACACAAGCACAGUUAUUCCUGAAGAGGCUCACGCUGUCCUACAUACUAAUUUACCCGAUUGCCAAGCUGUCUCGAUGCCAGUCGCUCAAUCCCUGAAGCCUAAAGUGAAAAUGGAAGAAAACAGGUGGAAUCCCAUCAAAUCGCCCAUAAGACCAUCAAGUUUCCUCGGUGGUCACGUGAAACUGCCCACAUCUGUUUCCGUGGUUAACACAAAGGACAGUCAUCGGCUGUCUUUCCCGAGCCUGAAGACAGCCACCACUUUCACGUGGUGUUUUUUGAUGAAGAGAAAACCACUUCACACUCUUCAGAGCGACCUGAAAAUUUCCGCUUACGCUGCCUGGACAGUCAACCCUCACAAUGUAAAUCCACUUGGGUUGCCCACAAAGGUGGUCAUGUCACUUCUGGACUCCAAACAGAGCUCAAAGAAAAUCCAUUACACCUCAGCUAUAAAAACAUCUGGGAAAUCGGACAUCUUGUCUUACUCUGGCAAGCUGAAAGACGUUAUGCUCAGGGUCCCAAUGACACAGAAGACCAGAUCAGUUGAAGCCAGAAGUAAAGUGAAAGCAGAAACUCAUUCCAGCAUUGAGUCAGACAAGGAGCUGCCGUCAAAAACAGAACCGAGACGGAUUAAAAUCUUCGAUGGCGGAUACAAAUCAAACGAAGAGUAUGUUUACGUACGUGGGCGAGGGCGUGGCAAAUACAUCUGCGAGGAAUGCGGGAUCCGCUGCAAGAAGCCCAGCAUGUUGCGCAAGCAUAUUCGCACCCACUCCGAUGUGCGACCGUAUCACUGCAUCCACUGCAACUUCUCCUUCAAGACCAAAGGAAAUCUCACCAAGCACAUGAAGUCCAAGGCGCACAGUAAGAAAUGCAUGGAGAUGGGGGUGCCGAAUGGGCUUUCUGAAGAUCCGGAUGCAGAAGAUUCAGGAGACCGCAGUCAAGUGAGCAGCGCCGACCGGCAAGAUUCAGACGGCGACGACUCGGACGGCCCUGACGAGGAGGAGAACGAAGACGAGGAAGAGGAGGACAGCCAAGCGGAAUCCGGCCUGUCCACGAACCCUUCCGUGUCCGCCAGCCCGCAGCAUAUUCCGUCUAAGGAGGCCGAGGUCCCUCCGAGUGCCCUCCUGGCUCAGAUGUCGAUCAGCUCCCUUGCACAGCCGCCGGCUCCCGAACCCCACAAAUCGGACUCUGUCCUCAUCGUGAACCCUUUGUCGCUGAGUAAGCAGUACUCAAUCUCUGGCUACUGUCCGAGCUCAACGUCUAUCUGGAGCUCGCUGCCCUCCGUCGCGGCCACCGCCGACUCCAACUUCUCGGACACAGAGUCGGUGCACAUGAUGAGCCCGGUGUCACCGUGCAGGCAGAUGUCCAUCGACUACCCCGACUGCGAUGUGCCCCUCAGUCCCCCGAUGUCAGGGACGGGCUUUCGACCAUGCCAGGAACCAUCUUCUGGCACGCCUCCUUUGGCAAAAACUGAGUGUGGCCUACCAGUGGACCAAAGCACACAGACCUCCACAUCACAAAGUCCAACACACGCACCCCUACAAGGUCAAUGUCAAGCCCCGAGAAUGGAGACACAGACCCACCUGUUCAGUCACCUCCCCCUGCACUCCCAGCAACCUUUCAGCUCCCCUUACAACAUGAUUCCCGUGGGGGGCAUCCAAUUGGUGCCUGCUGGACUGGCAGCUUAUUCCACCUUUGUGCCGAUUCAGGCCGGUCCCGUUCAGCUCACCAUCCCGGCCGUGAGCGUAAUCCACAGGAACGCCAGCCCGUCGACGGCCCCCGACGCCUCGCCGCGGCAGGACAACUUGCAGACCCAGCCCCUCGUGAUCCAGGAGCCGAUCAGCAACGUGGUGCCCUGCUUCCCUAUCGGUCAACUGAGCGACUUGCAGGGUCAGACAAUGCAGCCGGUGGGUUUGGACACACUCAACCUGAUGGGCCUGACCAACACGGGGUUAGCGACCAGCCAAAUCCUACCGCAGCAAGGGGUCGCGUUGCAGGUUUUAGCCGCGAGCCCCACCUCCCAAAGCGGAACCAGCACCCAGACACACAUGCCGGGCCUGCAGAUAGUUAACAUCGCCCUGCCCGCCAUCAUUCCCUCUCUCAGCCCGCUGCCAACCCUGUGCCCUCUACCUUGCCCGUCUGACAGGCAAGGGAGCCCUGACGCUCUCGGCUUGCCAUCGUCUCAAACCGAAAGUCCCUCGGCUCGUACGCCCGCUCCCCGACCCGCCUCUUUGCCGGUCAGCACCUCUCCAGAACUGCAUCCAGGCAGCCGGCCGGGCACCGGAGGGGGCAAUUCUGCGGAGCUCACACAGACUUUGGAAAAGGUUGAAAGAGAGAAACCCUCACAGCAGCAUUCAGCCCCACAAAGUCCAGCACAUAACCCGGCAUCACCCAAAGGAGGUGCUGACGAUCCACUUCAUAGAGCACCAGCAGCGUCCAGCAGGCGGAAGGUCAUUGAUGACUAUAAUGAGGUUUCCAGUGAUGAUGAGGACAGACUGGUCAUUGCCACCUGAAAGCCACCCAGAGCCAAAAUGCUCUCUUUUUUUUUUUUUUUCUCCCUUUUUGUAUGGUUAUUUUGUAUGUAAUUGUCGACACUUUAAGACUGAAAACACUUCUUCAGGGGUUUGUUUCUACAAAUCACCUUUCAAAGCACAGAUGCUGACAUUUGACAUAUUGUACGUGCAAUCAUAUGGCAAUUAUAAUGAUGACCAAUCAUUUUAUUUGUUUUUUUUUUUUUUUUUUGUCAGCGCCAGAAAAUGUUUUUGUACAUGUUGUAUAGACGAUUGUGCCUUUUAUGGAGUUUCUUGUUUAGGAACCUGUACAUAAUUCCAUAUAAAGUCAGUAGAUGCUCAUGGUUUUAUGUAUAUAUUCACACCAAGCUAGAAGCAGCAUUACAACGGAGGGUAUCACUUUUCCUUUGGAGGAUUUCUCAUUUGUAAAUUUACUGAACGAUAAUUGUUGUACUGGUAUACUGUAUGUACAUUUCUAUGGAUUCUUGGGCAAUGUUUAUGUGUACAAAUGUUGUGUUCAACUAUUUAUUAUAAUCCAUCUAGUGCCCAUUCAGACUUUUUGGUCCAUUGCUAUGUGCAUUAUGGUAGCUUUACUUUUGCUGUAUCAAUAUUCUGAACUGUAUGAGUAAAGAUUUGUUU
Molecule: messenger RNA, 8969 nt
Organism: Syngnathoides biaculeatus (alligator pipefish)
Lineage: Eukaryota; Metazoa; Chordata; Actinopteri; Syngnathiformes; Syngnathidae
Gene: hivep1
Product: HIVEP zinc finger 1
Exons: 10
Coding region: 480-8333 (2617 amino acids)
Biological process (GO): regulation of transcription by RNA polymerase II
Cellular component (GO): nucleus
Molecular function (GO): DNA-binding transcription factor activity, RNA polymerase II-specific; RNA polymerase II cis-regulatory region sequence-specific DNA binding; zinc ion binding
Source: RefSeq, a predicted model, not a curated record